CCUCUUCUCCCCAUCUCCAAUUAUUAUUUUCCCAGCUGCGUAAUGCCAGGUCGGAGCUGAUAAUAUCUUCUAUCCAAGGGGAUUUUCUAUCCUUUCCCUUCUUCUUGUUCUUCUCCUUCUUCUCCUUCUUCUCCUUCUUCCUCCUUCUCUUCCCAUUCCAAUCCUUCGUCUCCUUCGUUUACCUCUCUACCCUUCUUAGUUACGUUCUUGUUCUGGCAGGGGGGUAUCGCGGUAGUGCAGGGCCCGCCUUCAUCUCUUAUCUGUGCCAGAACAUCUGACUUUCCUCUCACUCUAAUCUGCUCUCGCGUUGUUUCGCUUGCCUCGACCAGGUCAACUGGGGCCUGUUGAGUGAACUAAUUCAUCCCCUUUAUGGCUUGGACGCUCGCGAUCAUCUCCCCAGCACAGUUCGACCAUGGUUUACAACGCCCUCUUACAGGCCGACCACGAGGUCGCUUCCAAUGCGAGCGAUUCUGACGAUCAGCAUUUCCGCAGUCCUUCCCUCCAGUCCCAGCACCAUGAUGCAUCCUUCCAACCACUUCCCUUGGAUGUGGACCAUAUCGGCGCUGGCAACUAUCUGCAACCUGCCAGAUCAGCCGAAAGUUCCAGCAUCGGCGGUUUAGGCUCGAUCAUCCGGUCGAUCACCUCAACCAGCUACGACAUGGUCGAAGACGAUGACUACGAACUACCCGCCGAUCACUCCUCCGCAGCCCAAAGUCCCAAGAGUUCCCGUCGCGUGCCUCCGCUUGACACUACCGCAACCACCAUCGCUUCUUCCCCUUCCGAAGCGCCGCUCCGAAGCCCCAUCUCCGGAGAGCCCAUCCCUCUCAACCAUCCGACCCCCGGUCUACAGUCCCUGCAAGGAGCCUAUGUCAAUAAUGUGGAACGCCUGGAGAGGAGUGCUGAACGGAUGAGUAUGAGCUCAACCAAUAUUGGAGACGAGAUCCGCAAGAUGGAUUUGGAGCAGAAACGGAGGUCCAGUGGCUCCUCGGUCUAUACCAACAACCAAGAUGGGUUUAAGGCCAGCCUGUCGUCCCGUCAUGGCUCCAUCCAGUCUGCCUCGCGCCUCGCUCAAGUCUCGGAGCAUGGUCCGAACCCGUCGUACGCGGCAUCCACCAACCACACGCCCCUUAUGCCGUACCUACCUCCUCCCCCUUCUGCGCCCGCCCCAGGAGAGCUUCGUCUUGUCGACCAUGAGCAUUACAAUCACCUACUGGGCGAAGAACUCGAACGUCCUUGCACAGCGGCUUCGACUGACACCUACCAGCAAGCUCGAGUCCUGUUCACUGACUUCGACGGCGUGCACUAUGUUCCUUCGGAGAAAGACCUGGUGCGCCGAGUAUCGCUUACCCGCCCGCCGCUCGCAAGCCGAUCCGAAACUUACAAGCAACCACAGGCCGGCGAGGAUAUGGUCUAUUACCCUGCACCGGUGCCAAUGAUGUUGAACUUGCCCCCUCGUCUGUCGCGGAAACCAGGCGCAGAGAGAGAGAAGCGCCGCACACAGCUUCUUGGCUCAAUUCCUGUCGAUAACCGCAAAUCAGCCCCGUGGUUGUCACAACAGGACUCGAACGGCAACGCCGCUCUCAAGCGAGACAAGGAGGUAGCAGCGUUGCCGCCGCAGCUUCGUGCCAGUGUUUUCUUCGAACAGCCAUCGGUGCCACUUAAUUUAGAACUGACUCAAGCUUCCGCGGUAGCCACCUUGGAUAGUAUACUUGAUGCUUCAACACAUGCCCCUGUGAGUGCAUUUACCGACCAUCCCAUUGCUGGCGCGGCGGGUCAUGCCAAGCUCACACGUAAACCUUCCGUCGGCGGUUUGCUUGAUCAUUCGAAGAAGCGAGCCUCGCGGAGCACUCUCGGCUUCGACCGUCGCUUGUCCGAUCCGGAGCUAGAAGCAAGACCAGUGACCUCCGAUCGCUACUAUAAACAAACAGAAGCCGAGGCGGCAGACAUGCAUGAAGGCACCUUGUUACAGGAUGAGUAUGGCGCAACUAACGGGGCGGACGUGGUUCACCACGAUGACGAAGAUCUCGCCCAUCCAAUUGAACCGGAAGUAGAGUUCACCGGCCCGCCAAAUACACUAAUGGCAGAAUUGGAAAUGCGAAAGAAUGAACUCAAACAACGGCAGAAAGCCGUGGCGGGCCCCUUCGGACUCCAAUCAACGCUCCUCCAAAUGGAUGCUGUCGCUCAGAAGCAGAGCGAGCAUCGGCGACAGAGGCCAGUAACUCUGGCCUGGGAAAGUGCAGAUGCUAACAAGCCGGACGAGGGCGACGACGAUGAUGUCCCGCUGGGUAUGCUGUUUCCUGAAAAGGCACCCGCGACGGAAGAGGCGCGCCCGCUCGGUCUGAUGGAGAAGAGAGCCAUGGAAGAGUCGGAACCUCUGAGCCAGCGUAGAGCCCGCCUCCGGGGGGAACCCCCACCACGCACUCCCGAUAGGCGCUCAAACACGAUGUAUGCAGCUACGGUGCAAGACGCCAUGGCUGCAGCCGAGGAAAGCGGCGAUGAGGAGGAAACCCUGGCCCAACGUCUUCAGCGGCUUAAGUCUAAAGACCAGGCUCCUUCCACUGUUGCGGAUAGCGAGUUCGCAAGCGAGAUCCUCGCGGAGAUUAACAACGUCGGGGCCGACGGUGAGAAGGGCAAGGCUGAUGCGAUCCCGCCCGAGGAUGAGACUUUAGCGCAACGGCGAGCUCGUCUUCAGCGCGAGGCGGAAGCUGAAGCUCUGAACAACUCGACACUGAAGAUCCCACGGUAUCGGAGAAGCAUGGCUGAUAUUUUACACGCCCGACGUCCUUCUGCUAUGCAGCGGCCACCUACUAAAGAUAUUUCCAUGCCACAAGGGACAGCUCAGCAGCAGUACUCCAACGAUCCCCGACUGUCGUUGCGGCAGAUGCCAACGUAUCCUGGGCCUCAGGCUGGAUAUGCAGCUGCGAGGGCUGCUCCAUAUGUCUCUGGGGUGGCGCAUCCGAAUACAUUCUACAGCGAUGCUAUCCUGGGGGUCAGUCAUCUCAGCUAUGCACCUAACAAGCACCCCGCCAAGACGAUGAGACCUAUGAUUCACCCCGGUCAACGGGAGGUCAUAGAUCGCUGGAGGCAGAGCAUCGUCUAGUCCGUCUCAUCUGCUUCUUUCUCAUCUCCCUUUGACCAGUUCAUCUCCUCGCUCUGCAUAUCUAUAUUUCAAUCUUUGAUCCGGAUGCAUUCUACGGUAUUGCGUUGAGCUCGAUUUGUGUUUCUGGAGCCUUGUUUGUUUUGUCUUGUCUUGUUCAG
Aspergillus uvarum CBS 121591 is the source of this 3258-nucleotide messenger RNA. RefSeq lists its product as uncharacterized. Lineage: Eukaryota; Fungi; Ascomycota; Eurotiomycetes; Eurotiales; Aspergillaceae. The transcript has a single exon. The record is from RefSeq and is a predicted model, not a curated record. The coding region runs from base 413 to 3100 and encodes 895 amino acids.